Cavenderia fasciculata is the source of this 2094-nucleotide messenger RNA. It is a transcript of the gene eIF2b5, whose product is annotated as hexapeptide repeat-containing protein. Bases 1 to 2094 code for a protein of 697 amino acids. The transcript has 4 exons. The record is from RefSeq and is a predicted model, not a curated record. NCBI's taxonomy places the organism in Eukaryota, Evosea, Eumycetozoa, Acytosteliales, Cavenderiaceae. Gene Ontology annotation, biological process: biosynthetic process. Gene Ontology annotation, molecular function: translation initiation factor activity; guanyl-nucleotide exchange factor activity; translation initiation factor binding. Gene Ontology annotation, cellular component: eukaryotic translation initiation factor 2B complex.
AUGGCAAAAGAAGAUACAAAAAAGAAAGAACAAAAGAAAGGAUCAAACGAACAAAGAGAAGAGGUCCUCCAAGGUAUCGUUCUUGGUGAUAGUUUUGAUAGAAGAUUCUCUCCUAUUACUUUAGAAAGACCAAGAACAUUAUUACCAUUAGUCAAUAUCCCACUUUUGGAUUAUACAUUAGAGUUACUUGCAAGUGGAGGUGUACAACAAAUCUUUGUACUCUGUUGUGCACAUGCCGAUCAAAUCAAGAAAUAUAUAGAGACUUCGAGAUGGUCAAAGUUACCGGGUGUCAAGGUCGAAGCUGUCAUUGACAAGAAUAGCAAGUCUACCGGUGACGCACUUCGUAACAUCUACUCUUACAAUAUUAUCCAAUCAGACUUUGUCCUCAUCUCUGGUGACGUUGUUUCAAAUAUGAAUAUUUCAAAUGCACUCAAAGUACACAAGGAAAGAAGAGAAAAAGAUAAGAGUGUACUGAUGACAAUGGUAUUCAAACAAGCAUCACCAAGUCAUCGUACUAGAUCCAAACAAGAUGACAUUGUAGUUGGAUUCAAUAGAGAUACUGCUCAAUUGGUACAUUAUGAAAACUCACCAAAGAAGAAGAACAUUAGAUUGCCAAGUGAAUUAUUUACCAAGAAUCCAUCCAUUCAGCUUCGUUAUGAUUUAAUUGAUUGUCAUAUUGAUAUUUGUUCACCAGAGAUUAUGGCAUCUGAGAUUUUGGAUUAUAAGAUGUCUACCUAUGUAUUGCAAGGAGAGUAUGCAGCAAGAGUAAAGGACUUGCGUACCUAUCAUUCGGUGAGCAAAGAUAUCAUUCACAGAUGGACAUUCCCAAUGGUGCCCGACAACAAUUUCAUGUGCAACACAACAUAUACGUUAUCGCGACAGAUGAUUUACAAGGAGAGAAAGGUGAUCUUUCACGAUUGCGUCGUUGGUGAGGAGACCGUCAUUGGAAAGGACACUGAGAUUGGCGAUGGAACCGUCGUGUCACACAGCAUCAUUGGACGUAACGUCAAGAUUGGCAACAAUGUAAAGAUCCACGGCGCCUACUUGUGGGAUGGUGUUGUCAUUGAAGACAAUGCCACUGUCACAAAGUCGAUCAUCUGCGAGCGUGCCGUCAUCAAGGCCAACGCUACCGUAUCCGAGGGAUCGAUCGUGUCGUUUGGCGUUGUGAUUGGUGAGAAUGCAUUCAUUGAGCCAUUCACCAAGAUCACCAUGCAACAGCCAGGUGCCGACGACGACGACGACUAUGAUGGCGAGCCAACCGAGGUAAUGACCACACUUGGUAUGGGCGGAAAGGGACGUCGCUGGACACUUGCAAACGGCCCAUUCAACGAGCUCGUUCCACGCAACAAUGCCGUCGAUGCUGCCGGCAACCCAGUACAAACCGACAAUGACUCGUCGGACGAUAACCAAGGGGACACCGACACUGACUCUGACAGCAGCGUCGACAAACCACCCAUUGGAGGAAAGAAGGAUCCAGAGACUGACCACGCCAAAUUCUAUCGUGAAGUGGCUUCCACUGUUCGUAGAGGUAUUUCCGAGAAGCACAACACUGACAAUAUCUCACUCGAAGUUAACAGUCUCAAGUUUGCUUUUGAUCGUGAUUUCCUUGACACUUCUGCCGCUGUUUUGCGUGCCGUACUCAAUGUACCAAACAGAUCAACCAUGUCACUCAAUGAACAUGUAGUCGCUCUCAAGUCUAGAAUUGCCCAUUUGGCUGCUGUCCUUCAGAAAUUCCUCUCUGAAGAUCAAGAUGUACAUGUCGAUUUUAUUUUCAAGAUUCAGGAUCUUUGCGAUGAAGACGAUGUCAUCAAACCAUUGUUCAAAUACGUUUUACAUUCACUCCAUGACAAGGAGGUUUUGGCCGAAGAAGCUAUCCUCAGUUGGGCAGAUGAAUUGGAUGGAGAUGACGAUGAAGAAAGUAAAGAAUAUCUUUCAUUAUGUGCAGAUUUCUUAACUUGGUUAAGAGAUGCUGAAGAAGAAUCUGACGAUGAAGAAGAGGACGAAGAAGAUGAUGACGAGGAAGAGGAAGAAGAGGAAGAAGAGGAAGAAUCAGAAUCCGAAGAAGAAUCAAGUGGUGAUGAAAGUGAUGAUUAA